AUGAGUGGUCAACAAAAUCCGCCAACCACCAAGGGCGCAUCCCACAAGCAAGCCUCUUUUCAGACUCCUGAGACUGCGCCUCCGGUGGAUCCCAUUAUUGCGGCUGCUUGGGGUCCUCAUGUGCCUCCCGAUGCUAGCUAUUACGCCAUGGAGCACGAUGAGCCAGGCCUGAUGGGAAGUAUUGAGAUACUUCGAGAACUCAUGUCUACAUACGAUAUGGAUCCCUCCAACCUCAUCCAAAUUGUAAUACAAUGCCCGCCUAAACUCACCAAGGCAAUUGUUCACGUGGUGCUGCGAGCGAAGGCUGCAGCUGAAGCCACAAAGGCCACAAAGAACAACCAGAAGAUGCAGAAGGACAAGAAGACAAAGAAGAAGACUGGAGAGACGGCCAACGUUGAGAAGAAUAACGAGGAUGCUAAGAGUGGCGAAUCCAUGGCCGUCAAGAGUCAAGAAGAUCAGAAUGAGAAGAACCAAACGAAGAACUUGACCGACAAAGCUUCUGAUUCUGCCGAGAUCAAUGCCGUGCCCAGCAACAACCAGUCGGCGGUCUCCAAAAGCAAGAAGAACAGGCCAAAGAAGAGAAAGAAUAAGGCUAGCAAAGCCGUUGAGACUGCGGAGAACAACCCAAGGGUUCACAUCGACCGGUCGGCAGUCCCCCCAACCACGAAGACUAAGGAGAAGGAGAAGACUGGCAAGAAUUCUAAGGCUGAUGAGAUCAGCGUUGAGACGAACACCAAACAACCAACGAUCCCUGAGAGUAAGAAGGGCAAGGCGAAGGAGAAGACUGGUAAAGAUCCCGAGACAGCCAAGAACAACACAGGAGCCACCAUCGAACAGCAGGCAAUCCCCAAGAGCAAGAGCAAGACCAAGAUAGCGAAGAAGACCAACAAGAACGAUGGCUCUGCGGAAAAUCACACGUGCAAGCAAGCUGGGAAGACACAGCCCGAGACAUCUACAAGCCCGACAAAGAUGCAGAACAACAACAAGGUCGAACGUCACUACAAAUGCGACAAGGGCAAGAGGAAUGCAGCGGUCAGCAAGCCAACUGAUGGAGGAUUCUUCUCCGCCUUAGAAGUCGGUUGCAUGCAGAGAUCAUUCUAUCGCGUUGUAAACGGGAUCAUAGAUUGCCAGGAAGUGUGGUAUGUGGUGCAGAUGAUGCAGGAGGCAAUGGUAGAGUUGCAGCGGGCCAAAGCCAAGCAGCAGCAAAGCCAAGAGCAGAAGGAGAGCUCUGCCAAGUAG
This is a messenger RNA of Colletotrichum phormii, 1239 nucleotides long. RefSeq lists its product as uncharacterized. The record is from RefSeq and is a predicted model, not a curated record. Bases 1 to 1239 code for a protein of 412 amino acids. The transcript has 3 exons. NCBI's taxonomy places the organism in Eukaryota, Fungi, Ascomycota, Sordariomycetes, Glomerellales, Glomerellaceae.